Molecule: messenger RNA, 1540 nt
Organism: Leptomonas pyrrhocoris
Lineage: Eukaryota; Euglenozoa; Kinetoplastea; Trypanosomatida; Trypanosomatidae
Product: putative mitochondrial dehydrogenase-like protein
Exons: 1
Coding region: 242-1540 (432 amino acids)
Molecular function (GO): oxidoreductase activity; NADP binding; NAD binding
Source: RefSeq, a predicted model, not a curated record
AGAGCUCCCGGUUCUUCGGAAACGGGCACGCAACGACAGCUUAAAAAGAGAGUUGUGCGGUCUCUUUCUCUUUUCUUUUCUCCCACACCGGCUCGUAUUCCCGCUGUGCUCCGCCACGGCCUCUGCUGGCCUCGAGCGUAGACUGGCCCCUAAGAGUCAUGACAGCUGCCGCAUUGCUGUGAUUUCUCUCCUUACAGUAUCUUUGACACGCACGCACCUGCACGCGCGCAGAAGCUCACCCAUGUCUGCCGUGAAGCGCUCUCUGAACGUCGGUGUGGUCGGCAUGGGCAACAUGGGCAUCCCCAUCACACGCAACCUUGCCUUCAAGGCACGCAGCGCGAUGUACCUGCAGGUGCACAGCCGCAGCGUUGCCAAGGCACGCAAAGUGUGUGACGACAUGAGCGCAGACGGCGCCACCUGCGCGAUGCGCAUUCACGACCGCUACAGCACCGUCACCAAGUGGUGCGACAUCAUCCUGCUCACCCUGGCCCACCGCGAGGCGUCUCGCAAGGUCCUUCUGGAGGACGACGAGGCCCUCAUCACCCACGCCCGCCCAGGACAGAUUCUGGUGGAUCACACCACCGUUGACAUCGAGCUGUCGCGGGAGUGCGCGUUUGAGGCGGAGCGGCGCGGGGCGACCUUCCUCGACGCCCCCAUGAGCGGCAGUCCGAAGGCGGCCUUCAACAACCAACUCGUCUUGAUGAUCGGCGGACCGGCGGAGCAAGUGCAGCGGGUCUCGCCUAUCUUCCGCAUGUACGCGGACAACAUCCACCACAUGGGCCAAAGCGGCAGCGGGACAGCCGCCAAGCUGCUUUCCCAGGCGCUCGUGGCGUCGCACAACGCCGCGGCAGCGGAGGCCAUGACGAUCGCGAACCGGCUCGGCAUUGAGGACUACCAGACGCUGUUGCAGGUGCUGGACGCGUCGUGGGGCUCCAGCACGAUGCUGCGGCGCAACGCGCCGAUCAUGCAGGACCUCGUGCGCAACCCCGAAAAACUCGCACCCUCCUCGGGGGCCACGGUGGACAGCCUCCUCAGCGAUCUCGCCCUGCUGGACGCGUCGCUGCCGGCGGUGGAGGGCGGGCGGGGCGGGGCGCCGAAGCAGCAGGAGGAGGAGGAGCACUUCCCGGUUCUCGAUGCCUCGCUGCGCAUGCUCGGCGCGGCCGCCGCGUCGGGACUCGGGGACCGCGACAUGUCCACCGUCAUCCAUUACAUUCAGGCCGCAGCCGCGAUGGAAUCGGAGGAGGAGGGGGUGGGCCCGGCGGCGGUUCCCCGAGCCCUCAGCACGGAGGCGUUUCAAGAGCGGCGCAGCGGGGCUGCCAGCUCAUCAUCGUCGACGUCGACGUCGUCAGAUCAGUCGACGGGGGUCGAGGCUGCGGCGUUGGACGCGGGUGCGCUGGCGGAGCUCCUCAGUGCGGAGGGGGACGCCGCACCGACUUCAAAGAGCGCCGCAACGACCGCGCCGUCUACAGCAGCACCUUCCACCAACGUGUCAGCGGUGAAUGCAAACCUACCCGAUUUUACGAUGGAUGACUUUUAUUAG